CGCGGUUUGCGUCUGGAGCGGCUCCUUGGAGUCCACAGCAUCCGAGCCGGAGCCUCGCCUUCCUUUCUCCCUCUGCAGACAUCCGGACACAAAAAGAGAAGCGACCCCGGGACCAGCGCGAGGCACCCACCCGCACCAUGACCGAGACCACCAAGACCCACGUUAUCUUGCUUGCCUGCGGCAGCUUCAAUCCCAUCACCAAAGGACACAUUCAGAUGUUCGAAAGAGCCAGAGAUUAUCUGCACAAAACGGGGAGGUUUAUUGUGAUCGGCGGCAUCAUCUCUCCUGUCCACGACUCCUACGGAAAACAGGGCCUUGUGUCGAGCCGGCAUCGUCUCGUCAUGUGUCAGCUGGCCGUCCAGAAUUCCGAUUGGAUCAGGGUGGACCCGUGGGAGUGCUACCAGGACACCUGGCAGACGACCUGCAGCGUGCUGGAGCACCACCGGGACCUCAUGAAGCGGGUGACUGGCUGCAUCCUCUCCAAUGUCAACACACCCUCCAUGACGCCCGUGAUCGGACAGCCCCAGAACGACAACCCCCAGCCUAUUUACCAGAACAACAACGUGCCCGCCAAGCCCACGGCAGCCAAGAUCUUGGGGAAGGUGGGAGAAAGCCUAAGCCGGAUCUGCUGUGUCCGCCCGCCCGUGGAGCGCUUCACCUUUGUGGAUGAGAACGCCAACCUGGGCACGGUGAUGCGGUACGAGGAGAUCGAGCUGCGGAUCUUGCUGCUGUGCGGCAGCGACCUGCUGGAGUCCUUCUGCAUCCCCGGGCUCUGGAAUGAGGCAGAUAUGGAGGUGAUUGUUGGGGACUUUGGGAUCGUGGUGGUGCCCCGGGACGCAGCCGACACAGACCGAAUCAUGAACCACUCCUCGAUACUCCGCAAAUACAAAAACAACAUCCUGGUGGUGAAGGAUGACGUCAACCACCCCAUGUCUGUCGUCAGCUCCACCAAGAGCAGGCUGGCCCUGCAGCACGGGGACGGCCAUGUGGUGGACUACCUGUCCCAGCCCGUCAUUGACUACAUUCUCAAGAGCCAGCUGUACAUCAACGCCUCGGGCUAGCGGCCGCACAGCCCCCUGCUCCACGCUCCCCUUGUCCUCCGCCAACACACUGGCCCCUCCGGUCUCCGUCAGCCCCCUGUUUCUCGCCUGCCUCUCUGUUUCUCCAUCGCCUCAUCUUGACUGUUCUCCCCCUGCACCCCCCACAGUGUGGGGACCCGCAGGGCGCCACGGCGUCCCUUGUUCCGCAGUCAUCUUUGGACAAACUUUCCUCUAGUUUCCGGGUUGGGGGUGGGUGAGGGAAUGGGGGUGGGACUCGGGGGGAAGUGCAGUCCUUGGAGAUGUGCUGGUGUCCAUCUCCCAGCAUGCUCUAGGGAGUGGCUCUGGUGCCCAUCCUCCCAGCAUGCUCUGGGGAGGCGGCUCUGGCUCUCGCCUUCCCAGCAUGCCCUUUACCACAAAGGGCUAUUUUUUUUUUCUUUUUUGUUUUUUUGUUUGUUUCAUUUGAUUUCGAUUCUUGUUGUUCACGCCUCAGAGAACUUGGAUGGAAUCAGUGUCCGCAGUUCUUUACGUUUGUAGCCUCGAUGCAGUCCUGCGGGGUCACUUCCCCGCGAUAGGAGGCCAUGGCCAGCCUCGGCACAGCAAGUGCACAGGGGCCACGAAGGCCAAGCCACCUCCACUUUCCCUCCACCCUCCACCCUCCUACCUACUCACCCCUCACUUUCCCUCCAACAGCAACAGCAGCAGCAGCAGCAGCAGUCUGGGGUCAAGUGUGAGACUUUCAAGUUCUGAAACUGGGGAGGCAUGUCUGGGAACAGUAGGGUUUCUUAGAAGAAUUUGAGUCCAUUUCCUGAGUUUCAGAAGACCCUUUUUCCGAGGCUCUGGGCCUGGGCCCCCACAGAGCCAGCCCAUCCCCUCCUCCUGUCCAGUUCACAUCUCUGGGCUGUGACUGAUGGCGGGGUGUAGGUUCCCUGCCAGCCAGGCAUUUCCAGGGAUCCUUCGGGUCACCGUCUCAGCCAGCGGUGGCCAUACCUAGCUGCAUUCCUGUAUUUGAGAGGAACCCCACGUGCAAGACCAAGUCCUAGUAAUGCAGUCGUUUCUGAAGUCAAACAUGCUAGGGAUUCACUCAUCCUUAGAGAUCCGUGCUAAUUGCAAUUAUUUGUUGCCUGUUUAGUCGGGACUUGUCUGUGUCAUAAGGUGAGUCCAGGAUGACGCAGGGGAGAGCAGUUUGUUGCCCUGAUUGAAACCGAUGAUCCCCACCCCCUUGAACUGCGGUGACACAGGCAGUGCCCUCACGAGGUCCGGGCUUUCUUGAGAAGCAGGGCUGGGCCUUGUUUCGGAGGCUGGGCUUAUCUCCUGCUGGGCCCUGCAGCCCCGUCACUGCCUGAGGGGACCUGCCUGGCCGGGGAGUGAGCUCCCGGAAUGAGGGUCGUGAGGGAUGUUGAGAGACCGUGAGGGACAUUGUGAGCCACUGCGGUUUCACCCCUUUUCUCCCUAACUCCCCACCUCCCUCCACUGUCCCUGGAAACAGUAUUGACAGAUUCCGUUCCAGUUGUUCAGGGCCCACGCGUGUCCUACCUGGAGAGCCAGAAGGAAAUUAUUCUCUCAUGCUGUGUGUCUCACCCAGCCUCUGGCUCGUGGGUUUGCAGGUGUUUUUGAGGAAUGGUCCCCGAGCAGCAGGACAAUUUUAUCAAAAGCUAGUACCAGCUAUGGCCCAGGAGGGGUUGGGUGGGAUCUAACACCGGGAACAACCGUCUUCACCACACACGUCACGUGUGCCACCUCCUUGGGUCACCCCCCGGGAAGGAACCGGGGUCAGCAGAAGAGCACGGGCAGGGCAGCUCCCAGGAGGGUGUGAUGCCACUUGGGUUAUGGAAAUAGUGUGCAGAGGAAGGGGGGAAGAUUCUGCUCUCGGGUCUCGGUGUUUGGCUAAGGGUCACGGAUUCAUAAAUGAAAAGAACUUUAGAGAUGCGUUGAUUCCACAUUCUCCUUUACAAGAUGAGGGAGCAGAGGGCCCCUGAGUUAAAUGGCUGGUCCCAAGUCCCAGCAAGUUCGGAGCCCAGCAAAAAGAUACCAUUUCCCUGACCCCUAGUAUCACAUCCGGGGCUUCUGCUCCUCCGGUUCCCGUGAUAUUGACCAGCUAAUAUGUGGUUUCUGUGCUCGUCUCAGCUUUGCCUGGCAUCUUGCUCUUAAAGUAUAUCUGGCCCAGGCGCCUCCUAUAUAUAUGGCUUUGUCUGUGGCAGUCCUGGGGACAAAUGUGAUGGUGAGGAAGGCCGGAGCUGGGUUUCCCUUAGAAGUCAAGAAAUCUCAGCAGCUUGGAGGAAAUCCUAGAAAGUGACUCUCUGAAUCCAAGAAAGGGGUGCUUUGUGGAAGGCUAAGAAAGACCCAGAAUGCUGAAGGUGAGACUAGUGUUGGGGCAGAAAGACAGAAGAGCCUUUGUCUAGGCGAAGAAACAAAGGAACAGCGGGCACUGGGUUCCCUGGGAGAGCACGGCGGCAGCCUCAGGGACCUGGAGCUCGUGGGGAGUGUUUGUCGUGAGGAUCCACCUGAGCAGAUCUGAGAAAGACAGGGUGUCUUCGGGGUCUCCAGUCCACUCUGCUACUCUGCUGGACCUUGUGGUCAAGCCCCACUUAGCCCACAGCCCACGAGGGAACUGGGCCGCGCCACGCACUCAGUGUGGGGCUGGGAAGGCCCAGAGGAAGGGAGAGGAGAAAGACAGGGGCAGUAGAAGCAGAGUUCUAGGAAAGAAGUGGGGUGGCUCUUGGUACAUCACAGGGAGCGUGUUGUAGCAGCUUUCCUUUCGGACGAGGAAAAGGGAAGCGAGUCUCCUUCUGGGUAGAUCUGCCCAUCCCCCAUCCUGGACCAUUCUUCCAGUUUGCUAGGGGGAGGUCCGAACCGCUCUCAGUCCAGGGCAGGACACUGUGACCCAGCCAGAAAGAGGAUUCAGAGUUUGAAGUAGUGCCCCAGGUGCCCAGAGGCUAACCCCCAGGCCCUGGCUCCCCCUCUGGGCCCUGCCCCUUCCUACAAAGCCCAACCCAAGGCCGGCCUGGCUCAGGGAUUGUGGGAAAUGCGUGGGCUGGAGUGAUCACACCAAGGGGGGUCUGGAGCUGAGCCUUCUGCCCACCAAUAAAAAAGUCCCUCCCGUUUUUUCUGAAAGUGGCUGAGAUAAGUGAGAACAGGCUGAGGGAAAAACCCUUUGAAGUGUCAAGGACUGUCUCUUCAAGGAAUGGCCCUCAGGGGCAGUCUGCUGCUAGCUGGUACCUCAUAUGCCACCCCCUACCCCCCGGCAGCCUCUCUUGCUUUCAUUUUCCUGAAUGUACAGAGGAACAGGGGCGGGAAGUCUCCUACUGAAGUGCCUGAUACCCAGAGCUAGAGCUUCUAGAGACACCAUCCUUCCUGUCUCAGCCCGACCUACCUUUCCCCAGCAUUCUCGGGUCUCAGGCUCCAGCUUCUCAAAAAGAAUAAAAGAAUUUGCUGUUGUACUUAAGUAGAAAGCGAGACUCAAUAAUCAACCUACAGCAAAGGGCAGGGAAUUACAGGGAAAAACGGCUUGUAUCUUAACAGCCCGAAUCUAUUCAUCCAAACUACACACACACUCUUUAGCGGACUAAGACAGAGAAGCAUGUUACGUUUCAUUCAUCAGAAGAGUGAUGCAAACGUCAAUCCAAGGAAUAGGAAAAGCUCAGGAUCUCUCCCACGGCUACUGCAGGAAGGUCGACAGAGGAGGUGGAAAGGCUGGAAACAGGGACCAGUUUGUAGCUCAUCCAAUUAGGACACCUGAGGAGUAGCAUUGAGGAAAUGCUGGUGGAGAUGCUGUGUCGAAUUUGCCCAGUCUGCACCUCCCUAGAGCUGCUCGGUGACCUGGGCAGGUCACGUGGUUUCCCCGUCACGUAAGUCUGGAGUGUCCUACUAACCUGUUCCAAUCAGGGCUGAGUCACGCUCUUCCCUCUCAGUCCCAGGGUCCAGAGCGCCACUUGAUCUGGGAAGUCUUAAGGAUUGGCGUGGGGAGGGGGAAGCUUUUUUUAAACCACUUUUUGGUCACUCAAGCUGCCAUUUUAAGAGUAAGAUUUGCUUUCCGGAAACCAAUUCAUUCAAUAAAAACUACAUUCGAGUUGCAACACCAUUUCACAGUGAGAUAUUUUGAGUAAAAUUUUGUUGCUUAGACUAGUCAGAUGAAAGUUUUAUCAGCAAUGUUACAAUUAUGUUAAUAAAUUAUACAAUGCUACUAGAGCCUCGUGUCCUGGUCUAGAAUCUUCUCUGUGGGCUGUGGAAUUGAUCUCUUUUUCUUCAUAGGCCUAUGAGACAGGAGGCAACAGUUGUAAAAAGUUCUUAGAGCAGGAGAUUCCUUCUGCCUGGUUUAGCUGAUGACGUGUGUGUGAGUAUGAACAUAUAUGCGACACACGUAAGGAUCAUAAGCAGGGAAGAAAAAUUAGCAAUUUUGUGAAUUGUGCCUAAGUUUUCUCAGUUAAAAAAAAUAACAAAUCUUAUAGAGUCCACCUAAUCUGCAUAGUCUGGUAUUGGUUAGCUUUGGCUCCUUAAUAAAAUUAGGUCUUUACAAAAUAAAAAUAUAUUUCUGAAAACUAAAAACCUGAAUAACUUUUUUGGCAUAAAAGAUCUUAAGCAAGACCAAUUAUGAAACUCAUACAUUGUUUUGGCAAGGUAAAAAAA
Molecule: messenger RNA, 5663 nt
Organism: Phyllostomus discolor (pale spear-nosed bat)
Lineage: Eukaryota; Metazoa; Chordata; Mammalia; Chiroptera; Phyllostomidae
Gene: NMNAT2
Product: nicotinamide nucleotide adenylyltransferase 2
Exons: 11
Coding region: 138-1061 (307 amino acids)
Biological process (GO): NAD+ biosynthetic process
Cellular component (GO): Golgi apparatus
Molecular function (GO): nicotinamide-nucleotide adenylyltransferase activity; nicotinate-nucleotide adenylyltransferase activity
Source: RefSeq, a predicted model, not a curated record